This is a messenger RNA of Salvia hispanica, 2480 nucleotides long. Its product is annotated as DNA replication licensing factor MCM5-like. Gene Ontology annotation, cellular component: MCM complex; nucleus. The record is from RefSeq and is a predicted model, not a curated record. Gene Ontology annotation, biological process: double-strand break repair via break-induced replication; DNA replication; DNA replication initiation. Gene Ontology annotation, molecular function: single-stranded DNA binding; ATP binding; single-stranded DNA helicase activity. Lineage: Eukaryota; Viridiplantae; Streptophyta; Magnoliopsida; Lamiales; Lamiaceae.
CCUUCUGCUCACAACCGCGCAUUCUCCCCUUUUUCAAGAGAGAGAAAGUGAAAGUGAGAGCAGGAGAGAGAUGUCUGGCUGGGACGAGGGUGGAGUAUACUACAGCGAUCAAGCGCAAUUCCCCCAUGGCGGCGGCGACCAGGCGGACACCGCCAACCGCCAUCAAGCGCUCCAGAAAUUCAAGGAAUUCAUAAGAAAUUUCCAGCACAAGAGCCAGCCCAACGUCUUCCCUUACAGAGAGGCCCUCUUGUCCAACCCCAACUUCCUGCUUGUCGAUCUCGCCGACCUCAUCUCCUACGAUCCCGACCAAAUCCUUCCCCAAUUGCUUCGACACAAUCCCGCCGACUAUCUCCCGCUGUUUGAAAAUGCAGCAGCAGAGGUUCUGGCAGGUCUCAGAGCUAGGGUUCAAGGAGAUACUGGAGAAAUGGAGGAGCCGGUGCCAGGGGAAGUUCAAGUGCUCUUGAAGUCAGAACAGGAUCCUGUAUCAAUGCGAUCGUUGGGGGCACAGUAUAUUUCAAAACUAGUAAAGAUCUCUGGGAUUGUUAUAGCUGCCUCAAGGACUAAGGCAAAAGCUACAUAUGUGACACUGUUAUGUAAGAAUUGCAAGAAUGUGAAGCUUGUUCCAUGUCGUCCAGGGCUUGGUGGAGCAAUUGUCCCGCGUUCUUGUGAUCAUGCCCCUCAGCCUGGAGAAGAGCCAUGCCCGAUUGAUCCUUGGCUCGUGGUUCCUGAUAAAAGCAAGUAUGUAGAUCAACAGACGCUAAAGUUGCAGGAGAAUCCUGAGGAUGUCCCCACUGGAGAGUUACCAAGGAACAUGCUUCUGUCUGUAGAUCGCCAUCUUGUGCAAACAAUUGUUCCUGGAACAAGAUUAACAAUCAUGGGGAUAUACAGUGUCUUUCAAGCUGCCAACUCAUCAGCUUCUCAUAAAGGAGCAGUAGCAGUCAGGCAGCCCUAUAUUCGUGUUGUUGGAUUAGAGGAAACUUCUGAGGCUAAUUCUCGAGGGCCUACCAACUUCACCAGAGAUGAGAUUGAAGAAUUCAAAAAAUUUGCAUCAGAAACUAAUGCAUAUGAAGAAAUAUGCUCCAAGAUUGCCCCGUCAAUAUUUGGCCAUGCAGACGUGAAAAAGGCAGUUGCCUGCCUUUUGUUUGGAGGUUCAAGAAAGACUUUGCCUGAUGGUGUAAGAUUAAGAGGUGAUAUCAAUGUGCUGCUCUUAGGAGAUCCGUCCACAGCCAAGUCCCAGUUUCUCAAGUUUGUUGAGAAGACUGCUCCAAUAGCUGUUUAUACUUCUGGAAAAGGCUCAUCUGCUGCUGGUCUGACUGCUUCUGUAAUUCGAGAUAAUAGCACAAGGGAGUUUUAUCUUGAAGGAGGUGCCAUGGUCCUAGCAGAUGGAGGAGUUGUUUGCAUAGAUGAAUUUGAUAAAAUGAGAUCAGAAGACAGGGUUGCUAUUCAUGAAGCUAUGGAACAGCAAACUAUAUCCAUUGCUAAAGCAGGAAUAACAACAGUUCUCAACUCAAGGACCUCUGUGCUUGCAGCGGCCAAUCCUCCGUCUGGGCGUUACGAUGACCUUAAAACUGCUCAAGACAACAUUGAUUUACAGACAACAAUUCUAUCAAGAUUUGAUUUAAUUUUUAUCGUAAAAGAUAUCAGAAUGUAUGCACAGGACAAGAAUAUUGCCAGCCACAUCAUCAAAAUUCAUGCAUCAGCUGAUGGAACCACUAGCGACACAAGGACUACCAAAGAAGACAACUGGCUGAAAAGGUAUAUAAACUAUUGUCGGACUGAAUGCCGUCCUCGUCUUUCAGAGUCUGCAGCAUCCAGAUUGCAGGAGAGCUACGUAAAAAUCAGACAGGAUAUGAGAAAGCAAGCAAAUGAAACUGGUGAGGCUACUGUUAUACCAAUUACAGUAAGGCAGUUGGAGGCUAUAGUGAGGUUAAGUGAAGCACUUGCAAAAAUGACUCUGUCUCACGUGGCGAAUGAUAACCACGUCCUAGAAGCCAUCAGGCUAUUCAACAACUCUACAAUGGAUGCUGCACGUUCUGGAUUAAAUCAACAUAUAAACCUUACUCCUGAGAUGGCAAAUGAGAUAAAGCAAGCGGAAACACAGAUCAAGAGACGGAUGGGGAUUGGAAGCCAUAUUUCAGAGAGGCGGCUCAUCGAUGAGCUUUCUAGAAUGGGAUUGAAUGAAUCCAUUGUUAGAAGAGCGUUACUGAUUAUGCAUCAAAGAGAAGAAGUGGAAUACAAGCGAGAAAGACGAGUGAUAGUCCGUAAAGCUUGAAGUCAUAGCAAGGUAGAACUGAACUCAUGCAGCUCAAUCUUCCAUUGUAGAAGAAUGUUUGUUGAAAGAUGCAGAGAUGAGAUUUAUCUUCUCAAUUUAUUAUUUGUGCUCUGUAUCUCUUCAACGAAGGAUAUAAAUCGAUAUGGUUUACUACUUUCGCAAGGACAUAGUGAAACUUAGCGAGUUCAAUAUCUAAAUGUUAUGAAUA